GCCCGCGCUGUCGGCGGCUGACGGCCGCGAAGAGCAGGCACGACAGCAGGAAGGCGCCGCUCAUGGCUCCCGAGAAGCCGUAGGCCUCGGCCCGCUCCAUGCCGGCUCCGCGCCGGCCGCGAUGGGGCCGCCCUUCCGGGGAGGGGCGAGGGGCGGCCCCGGCCGGGCGGGAAGGGACGCGGGGCCGGGAAACGUGGGAUUCCUGCGGGAAGCGCUGGGCCGCCGGCCUCCGCGGCCGCGUGUUGUUAGCGCUGUGUUUUCCACGGGACGAGCGGCCGAUACCCUGGGCGAUGGAGCGAACGCACCGGCUGGAGCUGUUCCCUGACCGCAGCGUCACGCUGCUCCUCUUCCAGCACGUGAAAAAUGCCGCUGCUCUGCGGAAAAAAGCCAUGGAAGGAUCCAUUGACGGAGCUCUGAUAAACCCUGCGAUGAUUGUAGAUCCUUUUCAGAUUCUUGUGGCAGCCAACAAAGCAGUGCAUCUACAGAAGAUAGGUAAAAUGAAGACCAGAACACUCUUUGCAGAAAUUAUUUUCAGCCUUUCACCAAGCAACAAUAUUUCAGAUGCAUUUAAGAAGUUUGGCAUUUCAGACAGCGACACAGCAGUACUCAUUGUGCUGGUUGUGGAUGGAGACAAGAAUGUAAAUCUGGCGGAUAUAGCAUCUCAGGUGGAAGGCCAGCAGGUUUCCCUAGAUGAGCUCCCCCAGCUAACAGACACUGCCAAAGUUAAAAAGAUGUACAAAAUUACUCCACAGGAAGAAAAAAUCGGCACCUUAUUGGAUAGUGUUGUUUGCAGAAUGUCAACAAAAGAUGUUUUGUGAAAAGGUGGAAAUAAAUUUCAGAGGAAGAGAAGUAGCACUGAGUAGUGUGAUGACAUCUGAGCUUUAACCAAGCUUGGACACAAGGGUAACCUGAGCUGUGUUCUAAGCACAGAGAGCAUGCCAAGCAGAAUUUGCCAUUGAUAUCUCAGUCCUUUUUCUUGACAAGGGAGAGUUGGCAGUACUUUAAGCUAAACUUAAACAAACGUCUUGGAAAUCUGUACUUACUUUUGUCCUUUGUCAAAUGUUUUUUGGUAGUCCCAGAGAGGGUUCAAACAUUGUAAAUCAUUUUUAUUAACCAUGCUCUGAUUUGUUUUGGUUUGGCAACCCAAUGGAUGAUAUCCUUUUAACAAUACUACUGCCAGAAAUGCAUCUUCACAGCCCAAGUAUUUCUGAUGGACUAGAAAGAGGAAAUUUUUCCAUAAACAAUCAGCAGUAUCUCCCUCUUAGUGCUACUGGGAUAGGGUUGCUGCCCACCCUUUGAGGACAGGAAGGGGCAGAGGGGUGCUGUGCCAGCCAGUGGCAGUGUGGAGCAGGGGCAUCAGAGAUGUGUACAAUGAAGAAUAAGGUCAGUGUGGAUAAUGCUGUGGUGGUGUUAGCACCUGACAGUCUGAUGUCAUCCAUUGCUGGCUGUAAAAGGUAAGCAGUGGUACUUUUAAUUCAUAACACUGGUUUAUGCAUGAUGAUGCUGAACUCAUAGAGCCUGGUUACAGGUGCAGAAUUCACAGAUAAAUUUGCACCAUAGCUUGUAUCCACUUGUCAAUAGAGCCUACGUGGUAUUCUUAAAGGACAUAAACCUUGGUUUUUUGAACCACUGCUAGGAAAGGCCAUCAAAGGGAACUAGGAGGACUAUUGAUUUCCCGUAGUCACCAGGUGCAACAGCUGUGAAUUUGUAUCAUUUAAGUACAUGCAUGCAUCCUGUUUAAGUAAAACUACUGUCCUAAUUUGGUAGAAAUCCAUACUGUUUGUUAUUUUUAUGCUGUAUUGUUUUUCUGAGAUGUGCAUAAAACUAAAGCUGUCUGCUUUUUUUUUCCUGA
Vidua chalybeata is the source of this 1852-nucleotide messenger RNA. RefSeq names its product TP53RK binding protein (gene TPRKB). Gene Ontology annotation, cellular component: cytosol; EKC/KEOPS complex; nucleus. Lineage: Eukaryota; Metazoa; Chordata; Aves; Passeriformes; Viduidae. Gene Ontology annotation, biological process: tRNA threonylcarbamoyladenosine modification; telomere maintenance via recombination. The record is from RefSeq and is a predicted model, not a curated record. The transcript has 4 exons. Bases 99 to 818 code for a protein of 239 amino acids.